This is a messenger RNA of Hipposideros armiger (great roundleaf bat), 2052 nucleotides long. It is a transcript of the gene PGGHG, whose product is annotated as protein-glucosylgalactosylhydroxylysine glucosidase. Gene Ontology annotation, molecular function: protein-glucosylgalactosylhydroxylysine glucosidase activity. Lineage: Eukaryota; Metazoa; Chordata; Mammalia; Chiroptera; Hipposideridae. The transcript is spliced from 11 exons. The record is from RefSeq and is a predicted model, not a curated record. Gene Ontology annotation, cellular component: cytosol. Gene Ontology annotation, biological process: carbohydrate metabolic process. Bases 34 to 1953 code for a protein of 639 amino acids.
UUUUCCAGGCCGCCCAGUUGGGCAACCCUCUCCAUGGCGGAUGCCAGCGAGGACCCCACCAUAUUUACUGCCCACUCUCUGCCCAGUGACCCCCGGUUCUGGGCCACUGUGACCAACGCAUACUUGGGCACACGUGUGUAUCAUGAUACCCUGCACGUGAGUGGGUUAUACAACGGGGCCUCUGGGGACACACACCGGGCCGCUCUGCCCAGUCCCCUCAACGUCCAGCUGGUGGCCCCUGCAGGAACAGGAGAGCAGCUGACCAAGACCUUUACCCUGGACACGAACACAGGCUCCUUUCUGCACACCCUGGAGGACUCCAGCUUCCGGGCCUCCCAGUGCAUCUAUGCCCACCGCACGCUGCCUCACGUCCUGGUCCUCAGUGUGUCCCUCAGCCGCCUGGCCGCGGGAAGCGGGCCCAUCACCGUGUUGCUGCAGGCAGCCUUCUCCCCAGAAAGCCCGGACUUGGACCUGCACCUGGGGCCUGACUUCCUGGGAGCCCGAUACCUGUACGGCCACACGCUCACCCCCGAGCAGCCUGGGGGGCCGCAGCAGGAGGUGCACAUGCUGUGGACACCAGUGCCCUCAGCCCUGACCCUUGGGCACGAUGAGGAGGACGGGACCUGGGAGUUCCUGACUGUGGUGGGCCGCAGCCAGGCUGAGGCCCAGGCCUGCCUCGCUGAGGCCCUGCGGCUGCAGGCCGGGGGCACUCUGUAUACUGCCCAUGCCCAGGCCUGGGCCCAACUCUGGGUAGGCUGUGGCCUGGACGUGGUGGGGCCCCUGGCCCUGCGCCAGGCCCUGCGUGCUGCCCUCUACUACCUGCUCAGCGCCCUGCCCCACCCCGGGGCCCCGGGGUACGUCUGCCACGGCCUCAGCCCUGGGGGCCUCUCCAACGGGAGUCGUGAGGAGUGCUACUGGGGCCAUGUCUUCUGGGACCAGGUGUGUGCCACCCACCGGUUCUGGCUUCUGUCCCACCCUCUUCUGCUCCUCCAGGACCUGCAGCUCUUCCAAGAGGCUGGUGGCUGGGAUGUGGUCAGUGCCGUGGCUGAGUUUUGGUGUAGCCGUGUAGAGUGGAGCCCUGGAGAGGAGAAGUACCACCUGAGGGGAGUCAUGCCCCCCGACGAAUACCAUUCAGGGGUCAACAAUUCUGUGUACACCAACGUCCUGGUCCAGAACAGCCUGCGCUUUGCAGCUUCCCUGGCCGAGGACCUGGGUCAGGCUGUCCCCCAGCGGUGGCUGGCGGUGGCUGAUAAGAUCAAGGUGCCCUUUGACCUGAAGCAGAACUUCCACCCUGAGUUUGACGGGUAUGAGCCUGGAGAGGAGGUAAAGCAGGCAGACGUCGUGCUCCUGGGGUACCCUGUCCCCUUCUCCCUGAGUCCUCACGUUCGCAGGAAAAACCUGGAGAUUUACGAGGCUGUGACAUCCCCCCAGGGCCCCGCCAUGACCUGGAGCAUGUUUGCGGUGGGCUGGAUGGAGCUGAAGGACCCCAGGCGGGCGUGGGGCCUCCUGGAAAGGAGCUUCGCCAACAUCACCGAGCCCUUCAAGGUGUGGACGGAGAAUGCCGACGGGUCCGGGGCCGUGAACUUCCUGACAGGCAUGGGGGGCUUCCUGCAGGCGGCGCUUUUCGGGUUCACGGGACUCCGGAUCACCAGCGCUGGUGUGACCUUUGACCCCACGUGCCCGGCCGGCGUCUCCGGCGUGUGCGUCUCAGGCAUCUCCUACCAGGGGAGCAAGCUGGACUUCUCCUUCUGCGAGGACUCCAUGAUGAUCGAAGUCAGGGCCCGCGCUGGGCCCUGGGCUCCCCCGCUGGAGGCCGAGCUGUGGCCGUCACAAACUCGGCUCCCCCUUCCCCCAGGACACAAGGUCUCCUUUCCUUGCUCGGCUGGCCGGAUACAGAGGUCACUCCCGCCGGAAGCAGAGGCAGAAAGCUCUUCUCCAAGAACUUCCUCUUGACGACACUGGACAGCUGCCCCACAGACCACAGGAUGGCCUCUGGGCCGCCCUUGGCCCUUCAGCCCCACUGAGUGCCUCACCAGCGCGGCUGGCUUCAGG